AUGAAAGCAUUCUCAGAGGCCAUUGAGGAACUGGAACAGAUUGCCCAGAGAACUUGUAAUACCCCAUACCUGGAGAUGUUCAAAGCCCAGAUGGAUGAGACCCUGGGUAGCUUGAUUUGGAGAGUGCUUCACUCUGAUGUUGAUAAAGGAGAUGGUUCCAUCAAAUACAUCUUGUCAGGCGAAGGGGCAAGUUCCAUUUUCAUUAUUGAUGAGAACACAGGGGAUAUUCACGCUACAAAGAGGCUGGAUCGAGAAGAGCAGGCCUACUAUACACUCCGAGCACAAGCACUAGAUAGGCUGACUAAUAAACCCGUGGAACCAGAAUCUGAGUUCGUCAUUAAGAUUCAGGACAUCAAUGACAAUGAGCCAAAAUUUCUGGAUGGUCCUUACACUGCUGGAGUUCCUGAGAUGUCUCCUGUGGGUACCUCUGUUGUUCAAGUGACAGCCACUGAUGCUGAUGAUCCUACUUAUGGCAAUAGUGCCCGAGUGGUUUACAGCAUAUUGCAAGGACAACCUUACUUUUCUGUGGAACCAAAGACAGGCAUUAUCAAAACUGCUCUUCCAAAUAUGGAUAGAGAAGCCAAGGACCAAUACCUUCUAGUUAUUCAAGCAAAGGACAUGGUUGGGCAAAAUGGUGGAUUAUCAGGAACAACAUCAGUAACUGUCACUCUGACUGACGUUAAUGACAACCCACCCCGCUUCCCACGGCGAUCAUAUCAGUAUAAUGUCCCAGAGUCCUUACCUGUGGCAUCUGUAGUGGCCAGAAUAAAAGCUGCCGAUGCAGAUGUGGGACCCAAUGCUGAAAUGGAGUAUAAGAUUGUAGAUGGUGAUGGUUUGGGAGUAUUCAAAAUUUCUGUAGACAAAGACACCCAGGAGGGAAUCAUCACAAUUCAGAAGGAGUUGGAUUUUGAAGCUAAAACAAGCUAUACCCUGAGGAUAGAAGCAGCCAAUAUACAUGUUGAUCCUCGCUUCCUAAGUCUGGGACCCUUCAGCGACAUGACAACAGUGAAGAUAAUCGUAGAAGAUGUUGAUGAGCCACCUGUGUUUACUUCACGUUUAUACUCCAUGGUGGUGUCUGAAGCAGCGAAAAUCGGCACUAUCAUUGGAACUGUUGCUGCCCAUGAUCCAGAUGCCUCAAAUAGUCCAGUCAGGUAA
Molecule: messenger RNA, 1155 nt
Organism: Meleagris gallopavo (turkey)
Lineage: Eukaryota; Metazoa; Chordata; Aves; Galliformes; Phasianidae
Source: RefSeq, a predicted model, not a curated record